This is a messenger RNA of Rotaria socialis, 387 nucleotides long. Lineage: Eukaryota; Metazoa; Rotifera; Eurotatoria; Philodinida; Philodinidae. The record is from the annotation of a GenBank genome assembly.
AUGACAAGCGAUAGUUCACUUAAUUUUGAUACUGAUCAACUAGAACAAUCAAUAAAAAUCAAUGUAGAAUCUCAUAUCGUAUUAAAUUUAUUAGUAUGUGCGAAACAAUUAAAUGAGCUUAUCUUGAAUGGUGAACGUUUUUCAAAAGAAUAUUUUAAAGAUAUUGAAAAAUAUAUGUCAAAUGUUCAAUCAAAUAAAUUAACCAAUGAAUUGAUUAAAUUAACUGAACAAUAUCUUGAAAAAUAUUUACUAUCAUCUGUUAUGCUACGCUGUUAUAUUCAAAUACAUGCGCCAUCAUCUCACUCAAGCAAUAAUCAAGGUGUUAAUAUACAAAUGCAAAUAUUAAAAAGAACUUACAGAAAUGGAAACAAUUAUUGGAAAUCAUGA